AUGGAUGUCAUGCAACAAGCAACGCCAGAGGAGGAUCACACCACGCUCAGCAUCAACGUGAAUGGAACACAAGUUCGCCUACCUAUGCAGCACCAUUUAGGCAACACAAAGAUAAACAACGAAGUGGCCCACCUGUUCUCCAUGGGCAACCAUGCCUACAGCCGGAUUCAAGCCUCCGACUGGGACCGUCAUCGACUUCGAUUCAACAAACGCUCAAAAUGUGCACAACGGUAGACAUGACAACAUAAUUAUACGGGACGGAUAUGUGGACAGUGUAAGCCAACCAAACCGGCAUGGUCAAUCAGUUCCUCGCCAGUUGUGUUCAGAGUAUACUAAAGUUGAGGUAGCACGACAAGAUCCCAGACUCGUAAGUCUUAGAACAGACCAGAAUCCUGAACAUCCACACUAUGCUGGACAAACUAUAACUUCGAUGGAGCGGUUACCUAGAGAGGUUGGAGGACAAGAGCUUACCACAGCGACUGUUCUAUGGCAAUGUUAUUAUGGAUGCUCGCAGACAAGGAGGACAAAAGCAAAACUAUACGGACACACCGAUAACAUACCCCGAGUAAUUGUAAAUAAUUUCGGAGGCCUGGUAGAAGCUUGCGCAAUACCGACUGGUUUGUAAAAGAGUUCUGAAGACUUAUUUAUGAGAACUAUUAUUCGAUUUUUGCAUUCAGAAAAGCUUCCUCAAAUUUUGGGUUCUGAAUCCACUGAUGGACUCUACCGUAGCGAUGGCGUUUGUGGUCUCUGAACACUAUGGCCGGUCUCACCAGCUGUUCCUCAACGCCUCUACUUUGACUAUCCCCAACUUCAUGAAAGGAAUUUGACGUCCGAUGAUCUCCGAUACCGUGCAACCCCCUUCUCCCCCUUCUUGACGGUCGAAAAUCUACCGCCAGCAGUUUUUUUUCCUGAACCCUUCAAACCAUAAAAACCAUCAUCAACUAUAUUUUUAUUCUUCAGGAGUUUUUUUUACUGCUGGUCGGAUUUGUGUUUAAUCGCUUCCCUUGACAAUGCCUGUAACUGGCAUUUAAUAAAUUAACUUAAAUUGAAAUUUGGCAGCGAUCUAAGGAGCAAGCCGGAUUACUGUUGUCAAAAAAAUGCGCACCUCGUCAAAAAUGCCUCAGAUUUUCAACCUCAACAUCCCACCAUUUUCAAAAUUGACUUGCAAUCAGCAGGCAUUCUGCUUACGGAUAGGUCGCGUCGGACAUUUUGGAAUCUAAUGGGACAACCCGGCAAUGCCACUUGCUGUCUAUGCGAAUGUCUCCACCGUCAAUCGUGUGCCAAUGCCCACGACAGCAGCAAUCACAGCCAAAGGUGAUUUCACUCCUGAUGCCACCGGAACGUCGUCGGCACCCACUACAUCUAUCCUCCCUGCCACAACACACGAGACGACGGAUAUCUUCUUUUGAUCUGCUGUUACCUGUGAAAAUACCCUCAACUCCCCGUCAGCAGCUACUGACCCCACCGCCGUCCACAGUAUCGUUGCUUUAGACUCGACCCGAGCAUGCCACCCGUGCAAUCGCACAUUUACAUCACAUAUCGGCCUGGAUGACGAAUCUAUCGCAUUAAGACAGACGCACCAGUGUUAGGAACCAGACAUACGCUUGUUGCACUCACCUCCAGUGUCCACAUUGUUCACACACAACUCAUCACAUGCAGCUAUUCGGUCACAUGCUUUUCCACGAGUGUAAACUUUACAGCAACAUAUUGUCAUGUCCAGCACACAUAGUACACCCGACAAGCCUCCCAUCUCCGGCACUGCCAACUCAUCCUCCAGCAACGCGGAUAACACAAGCAGUGUCACAUCAGCAACCGACUUAACAGCUCCAAAUCCACUCUGCGCACAUUGCUACCGUACAUGCGUACCAUGCACCGGUUUCGUAAGUCGUCGGCGAAUGGACUCGCACAGAGACUGCCGAACCAAAGCCUGGAACACCAGCAUUCACCCGCCGCACCUGCCUCAACUACCUUCGCACAUUCAGUUGCCGGUUAGGUCUACUCGACCACAUGCACAGCAAUAAACACCUGCAAUAAAACACCCCUGGUUUAACCACAUCGUCGCAUAUCUCCUCACCAGCGCACACAUCAAGCCUAAGCACAUCCGACACCAAACAUCCAAGGCUCGGUCUAGGUAUCUCUCACGUAAGUGAGAAGUGUAUCCUUCGCUUAUUUUCUCACACAUCCCCACAGCUACUAUAAAAUGUGGGCAAUCCAAUCGGUCCACGCCACUGAGUGGAAUUCGGGUGUGCUUUGUGGGAGUUAGGUCGUGCCUGUGACAUGCGCAAAAGGGCUGUAUUUUACUCCGUCAGUCACUGCGUCAAAUCUCUGUAUCCGACAAAUGACCGGCUAGACCAUUGGGCUGUUGACUAAAAGAAGAGAGAGAGAGAGAGAGAGAGAGAGAGAGAGAGCAUGAGCAUUACCCACUUAGCGCACAUUUCUCACUAUAAACGGUCUGACGCACUUGAAUCUAUCACGGUGUGUUGAUAUGCUGCGAACUGACGCGAUAACAUAGUCCUCCCCUGAAGCAGCAAUGACUCAUUCUUGAUGCGGCUCUUGUUGCACUCUUUUGGCAAAAUAGUAAUCAAUGAGUAACAACUGAAACCCGGGCACAUUUGCUCUGUGUCCAGGAAAAUUCGCAUUUGCGGUAUGUAGAGGCACAGCUUUGGUGUGAACUUGCAUACUGUAUGAUGAAAUGAUAUUCUCCGACAAAUAUGCACAUGUCUUAUGUCUAAAUGCCUCUGUGGAGCGCAGUAUUAUGCAAAUCGCGAUAGGUCAGUCCUAUAUAUUGACAAGGCAUUCCUUAAAGGAUCUAACAUAAUAAUUGUUUAUUAAAGACCCGUCGGGGUCCCAUUAAAGCAUCUUCUCGUUGGUCGUUUUUCAGUUGUCUGUGUUGAGCUAGGGCAAUGAAGUUGUACAUGUAUAGGGAGUGCAGUUCCGUAAGAUCCGGUGGUGGGACAAAAUAUCUUUUUGCUUUUUUGAUGAUUGUGUUCGAUCGUCCAACUCUAAGUGUGUCAUCCUUGCGUAUAAUAUAAACAUAUAGAAAGUCAUCCACAGUGCCGCCGAUGAGAAGAACUUCCAAGAAUAUCUAUGUCGAUUGGAAGAGCGAUCCCGUAGAUAGUUCCUCUAAGCCAAAAGAAGCAUAUACACUAUGCUGCAUUUUGGGAAUAGAUACUAGGUCCCUGAUAAGCGUAUCUACAAUCUAAACGGCAUAGCACUCCGAGGGGCCAAAAAACGGAAAGUUCUCGACCUUCUGCACAUAUCGUGCGCCAUCAAGCGAGCAUUCACAGUUCCCGAUGAUGACUGUUUCUCGAAGCCUUUGGUACCUUUGUAAGGCUGUAACUUGAAUUUACAAUUCAAGCCCUGACACACUGGACACAGCAGGAUUAUAGGCUACUCGGAAAUGUGCAAGGGUUAGCCACAAAAUUAAUAAGCGAGCAUGGAGCACUGUCAUAUCUGACCUGUCUAAAUAGUUGAGAUAUCUGCCCAUUGAGUUAAAAUCAAUUGCGUGGGGACUAGAUAAGACUUUCAGUAUCACGUGGUUUGCGCUGUGCUCCGCAGUGUGGGAACUUCUUCCAACUCAUCACUACAACCAACAUGGGAGGGUAUCGUUUUUAGCUAAAAGUGGUCAAGAAAGAUUUCAUCUGAGAAAGUGUUUUUUCAUAAAUCGUGGAAUUGAACCAUGACAUAGUCUGCCCCGGGCGACUGUUAUUUUCGCAGUUUGUGGAUACAUUCAAAUAUCAACCUUACCGACACAUUCUUCAGCCACAACCGACUGCGAGACAAUGUUAUCCUUAAAACAAAUGCACGGAAGUGAGACUACGUCUGCUCCAACUUGACAGCGUAAUUUGUAUAUUACUAUUUCGUCCAAUUCUUAUGUGACAAAUAGGAAGUUUGGAAGAGUAAGCGUGUUUUUUCCAAACACACUAAACUGAGAUGGACAUCUGGAUGUGAUGAGUCCUUUCAAAAUUUGCCAAGGUUCCUAUGUCGAUUUGUUUUAGCAACCAGUAUAUUUAAAUUAGUUGUGUGCAGGCCAUAGUACUGAUCCCUAAUAAUUCAACAGGUCUGCAUGAGGUAUCUUUGGAUGUCCUUGUAUUAAAGAAGGAGUAGGCUAAGACAACCAAGUUCGCAUAUACACAAUACGAAUUGGAAUCAUUUCUCAACUUUUAUCGGCCUUCUUUUAACCUCAUCGGACAAAAUUUACUCAUUCCUUAAAUAAAUGUCAGACGACUGAAUUUGAUACCAUAGAUGCUUACGGCCCAAUGCCCCGUUUACUUCACAAAUGCGCUCUUUUCUGUACCUGAACAAGAGAUUAAUAAGCAAGAUAAGCACACAAUAGUCCCUUGGCGAGACUGACAUACUAGGAGAGGUUCAGCGAUGACAAAAUGGGGAUUCUGAUGUCCUUUUAUUCGGUCUAUGCACAGGAAAUAUUUAUGUGGAUUAAAUUUCAUACACGUUUUGCCUCGAACUGCCGUUUGACACACUUUCCCCGGGGAUAUCUGAGCAGCCACAAAUCCCAUCAUUCGUAUACGCCGAUUGGUUGAUUCACAAUCACUUUCUCGGUUCUGCGCCAUAGUUUUAGUCAUCUGAUAACAGUCUUUCCUGUGGAGACCGGUCAUGUUAUGCAGACAUAAACAGUGAUGGCCUGGAAAAGAAGCCCUGAAGUGCACCGCUUGCUAUCCACACCGAAACCUAUUUCAUGCUUAUAAUGCAUACAGACUGUCCUCGACCGACAAAAAGAUUUCGUAUCCAAUUAAUUACGUUGGUCCGUAUCUCAUAUUCUACGACCGUAUAAUGUGACUGGCAGACUACCACACAACCGCUUUAAACUUGAUCGAAUCAGGUUUCUUCAUCGAAUAUCAGGGAUCAGUGCGUCGUUGAAUAGGUCAUAUUUGUCGAGCAGGACUGUGUCAUCGAAAAUUGUGUUUGACAGUAUAAAGAUGUCUAUUCCUCGGGAAAUUCCAUAUCAAAUUUUUGACUACAUAAACUUGCAAAAAUACAAUACCAAUUAGCAAUUUCCUUUGCACAUGUUGCGAAAUAAGUAGAUCUCGGUUACCUCCAAUCAGAGGAGAAGGAACCUCGAUCAAAAGAUGACAGCAAUAUAUGCGAAAAUUCUGUAGGGAGCUCCCAAGCAAGCCCCUACGGAACUCUCGAGAAGUUCUUGUCAUUUUUUUGAGGACUGGGGAAUCAACGGGACUAUCUUACACACUUGGACUUGAGGUAUCCUGGAGGAACCAUGGAGACCUAUGGCAUAAAUGGACGACAGCGUGUGGAGAUGCCCAAUACAACGUGAUAAGAGCAAGUUCACAGCUUUUCUUGUUUCUGUUUUACAAAGCUAAGUAAAACAAUGAAUUCGGCGCAAGAGGUGUCGUGUUUUGCAUUGCUAGUUCAUUUGGUUACAAGAUACAUUGCAGAAACAUGCGUCUCACCACAAUAGUGUUCAUCUUUUCUCUUCCGGCUACUGGUCACGUCUUUAUUGUUGGGAAACCGUUCCUGAUCAAAUGUGAACGGAAAGCUGACACAUAUUUCAUGCAUUGCUGAUCCAUUCGCUAUUCUACCGCUAUUCCCAUAGUUAUAUCACUCAGGUGGUUUGCUUGUUCCAGUAAUAGUAUUAACAUGUCUGCCGAGGGCCACAACCAGUCAGUCACUGAACCUGUUAUCGUCAGCGUUGAAUUAAUAGAGACUAAGAGCGGUGCCUCGAUUUUUGAGAAUAUUCGAGAUAGUACGAUCACUGCAACUUCAUUAGAUUCUGCUAAGCCUGCCUUCAAUGAAUUUGGACUCGUACAUCAGAGUACUCGCUUCGAUGGGACCUCGACUGUUCUUUAAUAAAAAAAAUCCUUAUUAUUAGUAAUAUUGUAAUUGGCUGCGAAUAAAUUAUUCUCCAAACCAAAGUGCAUACCUCCUAAGAACUAUGUGACAAAUAUCAAAAAGGGCAAAACGACUGGACAGGCAGGCCGACAUAAUGAUUAGAAUGUUGAUAACUUCUGCUUUUACUACUUAUCAACUAGAUCCUGGACCUCUAAUCUUCGCUUCAAUCGACGCUCUGAAUGAUGUUCAGUUCAGUUAGGGACUUAAUUCCCCCCGCAACUCCGGUGACCUCUUACAGUCUCACAUGUUAUAACAAUGAAUACGUGGAAAUAAAAAGAUUCUUAGGUAUACCGGUCAUUCUAUGCUUGAGAGUUUAAUAUGAGCAGUGAGAGUGUUUUAAUGAAUCAGAGUUUUUUGAAGUAGAGGGAACGACCUUGUACGAAAGUGAUUUGCGGUAAUUGCAAUAAAUAUUCACAGCCGUUUCGCUUGACGUGACUUAAGAACUAUAUCUAGAGGUAAUUGCUUCUUACUGAAAAUGCAGUCUCCUAAUUGCUUUAUUCAUCAUAAAUCUGGUUUGGUAGUUGAUAGGAGCUUACAAAUUAAACGCCUAAGCAAUUGCAUUUAUCAUAAUGAAUAAGCUGAACGGUUGAUUGACUGAUUCUGCGUUUUGCAAUAGUUGGGUUGGUGGUAUUUGGUCGUAACUCGACAUAUUAGGUUAUAUCAGAGCAAUUUAACUGGCAGCUUUAUUUUUUAAUUAUUUAUAACUGUCGUUGCCAUGGUCGCCGAUUUUGCUGCGAAUGAUCAACCACCCUGCCAGAACCAGCCCCUCCUAGCCCCUUAAACAUGGCUGGGCUGGAGGGGGCUAUGAUUGACUGGGGUGACGCAGCCCGUUCUUGGCGUUGAGGUCCAAGCGCACUGGAACCUAUUUCGCUCCGAAAUGUCCUGCGCAAUUCGCCAAUUGGCACAUAUGUGUUAACGCAUAUGUGUUAACACAUGUGGAGCGAAAGGCACGCCAAUGACGCCGCUUUUAAGGUCGGACUGAUCUGCCCCAAAGCUCAUGCAAGAGUCAGUCCUCGCAAAUCUACCACAGACCAGCAAACUAUCAUCAGCAGAGGUUGACAAUGUACUAGUGCAGUGUACUAUAGUAAUGUUGUUGUCGGGUCAGUUGUGAACAGAACUCGCACUGCACCAACAAAAUCAAGUUGAUCAUAUGGGCCUGGCAAAGCUUAAGCGUCACAUGGAACCAAGUGGCAUGUUUGUUCCCUACUCAGAAAUGUAAGUGACAACAAUUAUUUUAAUACAGGACGUAACGGUUCGGUCAUCGCUGACGGACAUGCGACUCAUUAAGUAGAGGGAUCUCAGCGAAGUUUUGGUAAAUGAUGUUCCAACCACGCGGGAAGCGUACGAAUUCAAUACUGAAAGCAGUAUAUCCGUCCACACGAAAGUGAUUAGAAUAGGACCCUCUAUGGACGACAACACUGUGAGGGCCAACUCAGAGAGCGAACUGCGGAUAUUGUACAAGAGUGGUUUCCUUGAAGGAUGCUUGUAGUUUGUUAAAAUAUCUUAGGAUUUCUAGUGAUUUGAAAUAAUUGAACGAUCGUUUGCCAGAUAUGUAAAAUUGUGGAGUAAAAAUAUUAUCGUUGUGAUUUUCACCAUCUUGUUUUGGAACAGUAAUAUCUGAGAAUGGACCGAUCUUUAGUUACUGUUAAAAUGAGUCAUUCGGCUUUCAUGAUGAUUGGUGGAAGACACAAGAUAGGCAGGCAUGUAAACAUCAAAGCGUAGUUUUCAUAGCCGGUGCGAACAAAGUACACAAUACAAAGCAUAUUUAAGGACAUUACGUGAAUUUCGACCAAAAACCGAAGAAUGCUAGCCAGUUCACACACAAAAAUUAAGCUGUAUACAAACAAAACGAAAGUUGGAUAUGUCGUCUUCUGGUCGCAUUCGCCAACGGUAAUUAUAAGUUUUAUAUAUGUUUUGUCUCUCCGAGCAAGACAGUUUAAAUAUUAUGGAAUUGCAAAUGCUUCUUUUGCCUUCACUCAGAAACACAGACAUGCGCUCGUACACGGCGCAGACGAGGUCUAUCAGAUAGAUCAUAAGCGCCUCGUUACAAGAAAGUCCAGCAUUGCGUCUGCUAGGCCUUGUCUGUGGACCAUUUGCGCCGUGUACGAGCGCAUACUUGUGUUUCUGGUCCAAACGGGUGGAUCUAAGACUGCUAUCGGCUACAUGAGGGCACAAUAAGCUGAAAACAGUACUGUAUGAAUUUGCCGCAUUCGCCGUCGUCUCUCUUCUCUGCUUUAUAACUUGGCUGACUUCGCCCUGGUAGGUGGUUUUCUGUUCGUAACCGUUUUCACAUAUGCGGAGCGUGUUUGCUACGGGAAACCUGAGUACGCGCCCAUUCCUGGUUAAAGAAUCGAUUAGCCUGCAUUUUUAUUGUUUGCCCAUAAUGGGACGACGUGCUGUGGAAUUUAAGCAUUCCUUUUUCUUAAAACAUAUAUCACGGUGAAUAGUAAUAUUAAUUUAAAGACAACUGUUAAUCACGAUUGCAUUUUUAGAACGAAUCCAACUGGUGGGUUGUUUGGAGUCUGGGCACACAUUUCAAAUCUGCGUUUGCAAAUUUCGUUAACAAAAAUGUCUUUAGUGGGACAUGCACUGUUCGCAGUCUGUGCCAAAUGCAUUAGGGUCUGGUUAACACGUAAUUUGUCCUCAAAAAUUGCGGAGGAAUUUGUGAUGGUAUCCAUUUGUCCCAUCAGUAUUCUUUUUACUACACUCACGUAUGUGUUGGAACACAUAUGUGAAUGUCAAUUGACCAUUUCCACUGAGCAAUCUACAGUCAAAUCUACCCCUCAACUGUUUUCUUCAAUGCAUCUGGACUGCAUAUGCAUAUGGUAGAUUGGGACAUUUUUGUUAACAGUCGUUGCUUUCAUCGUAUUUAUUGGUUUCCUGAACACUUUAAUAGCUUGAUGGAGAAGGACACCAAUAAAGCCUAACCUGUUGACCUCCAGCGUAAAUGAUAUGUUGAGGUUUUCUACCUCUACACGUGUUUAGAAAUUGUCGCUAAAGCCUACUGCAGCCUAGUGAUGCGUACAGAACUGUUUUCAUUGUUCAAACACUCUCUGUAUAGGUGCGGUCUGCGCAUGACAUUGGAAAAGAUUAAUAUUUAAUUAAAAUACGGACUAAAUACUGACGUUUAUAACGUGGAGUAAUACACCUCAAUCCGGACUUUGCGAUUUGGUUUCGCUAAUUCCUAGUUUUUCUACUCUUGGCAUGCACUGCGUUAUAUCUUCAUCUUUCCGAUAGGUUAUCUCUCUUUAAUUCAUCCCGCGAGACGUGGUUUCAAAUUAUUAGAUAAUUCGCUUGUCAUAAUUGUAAUUUAGGAUGGGAAUUUGAUAAAUCCCCUUCACAGAUGCAUACGCAUGUAACCAUCUGUGUCUAAAGUGAACGUGUGAUCGGCAGGACGCAGUCUAACCUGCCAUUCAUUGUAGAACCUUUUUCAACUAAACCGAUUUAUUAACCCAAAGCGAUUUUCCACUUAAAAAAUUCAAUUUAACAAUGAAUGGGAGUCCACUUUCUCCCUUCCGUGUCCAACCAUAUGAGGCAUGCCGUAGUACUUAGCCCAUCGAGUACAUGGUCACUGCUUUUUAAGUCUUUCAAGAAGAGAGGUUCCAAUAAACGUAACAAGUCCAGGCGUUUGAAGCAUGUAUAAUAAUCAAGAUGGUUACGAAAUGACCCAGUAGCGAUUGUAUCCGGUCAGCCCUCUCUGGUCACCUAUGACUGGACACAUCUAGGUGCCUUCCAGAUAAUUUUUUAGUUUAAUGACUGCCAGAACAAUCGCGUCAAUAGCUUGAUUUUUUUAUCGUAGGUUUUCGCCUGUACCAAUAUUCCCCAUAGGUGGCAACAAAUUACCCGACCUCAAGGGAUACGUCUGAUUAUCUAAUUACUGCAUUUCCCUAAUAAGCAAGAAAUAGAGGUUCGAUUAAACUUUACGAACCUUGGCGCCUAAAUGCUCCUCUCACCUUUAUUGGAGUUCAAUGUCUACUAGAGUAUUGCGUUAAUAGUUUAAUUAUUUUCCAUCUAGGUUUUUUGCCCUUCCUGGAAAUCUUCAUGGGCGGCAACAAAUUACCCGAUCUCAAAGGAUACGUCUGUCUGGUGACAGGUGCCAGUCGCGGGAUUGGCCGCGGCAUCGCACUUGCUCUGGGUGAGUGCGGCGCCACAGUAUACAUCACUGGCCGUACUCUCAAGCCCAAGGGUGAUGUCAAGGAGGGCGAUGUAGGCGGAAGUCUGGAGGAGACGGCCGCGGAGGUUACAUCGCGUGGCGGAGUACGUUUAUUCCCUCGCCUACCUCACAUGCUUUCCUCUCUAUCCUUACCCCUUGGUUUUUUUCAACUUCACUUUUGCGCAGCAUUCAUCGAUUCCUCUGCAGUAUUUGCGGUCGGCUGAAGCGUGUAAAACGUUGACUAGAAUGCGUAUACCAUACUUCCAACUUGGUUUCUGGCCAAUUUUGUGGAUGCAUGUUCUACAUACUUCCGGUAACCUGCACGAUCCAAAUAUAAGUAGUCCUUCUCUUCGUCGUUUUCUGAAGGAUCACCUCGACAUUUAUUAUAGCUCUUUAAGUACCUGCAGAUCUGACCUUUUGUGUUACUUAGCCAACGUAGACUAAUCCGUAAAAGACACGGUCAGGUUUAGCAUGGUUUGACUUCAGUCUACACCUAUGACCUCGAGGAUUUAUAGUCUGUGCUUUUCCGAGAAUUUUGUGGUAAUGGUAUUAACCUACACACGAUGCCCGGAAACUCCUUGAUCGUUGAUCAUGAUAUUUUCUUUGUGCUCCGGAAAGAAGUACUCACACGGAGAGGACAGUCAGGUUAUAAAUGUGCAUUAUUUUACUCGCUGAAGCGUCUCUUAAUCUUUAAAUGUCGUCUUGUGUUUGUGGAGCCAAUUCCUUCAUUCUCUUUGGACUUGAUCUACUGAACUUUAUCUGCUCCUCUUUGGACGUAGAAGCCAUCAUUUAGUUUGUUCGGGAAUCACAUGAGCGUUGCGAUUGGCCGUGUUGGGCCAACUUUCGAGGAGGCCGUCUGUGAAUUCUUUCUGAUAAGGCGCGAUAUCUAAUGAGGACACAGUUGCUAACCGUUUGUGACUGGUACCUCAUUCCUAAUUGUUCGGUCGUAUUUCCGGAAUGGCCUGAGAUUCAGUUCAGUUCAUUUUAUUAAGGGAAAUAGGCCUAAGGCUUUAAAUACCCUGUUUGCACCGUAUAACUGCGUGACUGCGAUUACUGCUGCAACCUUACGUGCCGAUUUUUACUUAUUGCCGAUCGAAACCGACAGGACAACGGGCCCGUGACUCAGUGGUUAGUGGCGUUGGACUUCUAACUAACAGGUCACCAGAUCGAGUCCCAGCUGUACCACACUUUGGGGCUGGGUAGGACUGGCUGUCGACGGCUAAUAUGCCAGAACUGGCCAUUCUAGUCUCCCAUUUCUUGGUCGGUAAUAACAUAUGACUUAGGAUCUUUUCAGUGACCUAUAGCAUUCCUUUUACUGAGAACUAAGUAUUGAAUUUUCUAGACUUUUCCUCAAGUUAAUCUGUCGCAUAAAAUGUGUGCAAGCAAGUCGCAUUCUAUUGGUGGCUUGAGGAAUAUUAAUCUCUCUAUUAUAUGCCACAUAAAUGGCUACUUUUACGAGCAGAAACACAAAACAUUUGCAUGUCCGACGGUUCGACCGUCGGUUUCGACGGUGCCCACCGUAUGCUCACAGUGGAUAUGGUGACUUCUGCGUGACCUAGAUUAUAGUGGUGGCCAACUUGUACAGCAUCUACCGCACUCUCUCCUUCCUCCCUCACCUGACCCGAUAUUAUGAUGUAGUCAAGAAGACCGAAGGCGGGAUAGGGCGCAGGUGGCUAACACGGUCAGACACGCACACGCCGGGUGACCGAUCUCCGCUAUACUAACGAUGUCAUUAUGUUAGCGCCAGCCUACGAAGAGUGCUAUGUCUCAAGUCAGUUGGUUUAUCUGUCGAAGCUGCAAAUGUCAAAAUAUUUUCGAACAAAGUUUCAGGCCAGAGAGAAGCGGUUCUUAGUUUUUGGGCUUGUCAGACCUCAGUUAACUGCAUGGAAUGUUACUUAAAUCCUAUUGUUUCCUAGAAGGUUUUAGGAAAUAAGCCGUUUUCUUGCAAUCUGCCUGGAGGUUAAUUUUUAAUAUUGUGAUUUAGUGCUUACUCCAUUAGACCGAAUUAGACUCCAUUAGACUUCUUGAUAUUGUGAUUAAGUGCUUACUCCAUUAGACCGAUUUGCACCGUGAGAUUCAAAACCAUGUGGACAAUGGCAGGGUUUGCGUACAGUCAACGGUCUGGCCACCCGAGCUUUGAGGUCUUGACCGUAAUUCUUGCGUCAAAUCACAUUUGAUUCACGUUACCCGGUCGACGUAGUACUCAGUUGCAUUAUACGGUUUGUCAAGAACAGUUAUGAUAACUAAUGAAUUUUGAAAAUAAUGAAUUCUUACUGGUAUAAUCCGUGUGCUAGAAUUAUGCUGACACAUCGACUUAUGUUUCCCAAAAACCGAAUUCGUAUCAGGGUCUUUUUAUGUGACCGUGAAAAUGCGGUCUGAAGCGCGUACAGCAUGCGUACUAUAUCCCACGCAACCGCUCAGUGUUCCAAACAAAUAUACAAAAACUGCUCAGACCAAAAGUCAACCACACAUGUCUCAGUGUCCAAACUGUACGCUUCCUACAGACCUAAUUAUUCCACGUCUUUCGAUACUUUCCGCCAAGUGUGGAAUUGUCGUCUUCAUCUUAAAUUGUGGCAACGAAGGGAAUCGGAGUACUAAGGCGUUACUUUGCAAUUUACUCAUGUCAUCUUGCAUGUAAUUCCGUACUCUCCUCUCAGGUGGCUAUUCCCGUGGUCGUUGAUCACUCCGAUGACAGCCAGGUGACAGACCUCUUUUCACGCAUUCGUCGCGAACAGAAAGGUCGUUUGGAUCUCCUCGUGAACAACGCCUAUGCAGCAGUCGGGUACCUUACUUCGCACGUCGGUGCGAAGUACUGGGACCUGGAGUCAGAUGACUCGGCCGCGGAAGCCUGGGACAUCGUGAACGGAGUGGGACUACGAAACCACUACAUCUGCGCCGCCCUGGCCACGCGUAUGAUGUUGGAGUAUCGCGGUGAGCUGACCACCAAGGAUGACGCCUCUGAGAAAGAACCGAACAGUAGUGGGAAGGAUUCUCAGCCGAGCGGCGACAACAGACGUCCGGGCCUCAUCAUCAACAUUUCCUCCUUCGGUGGUCUAAAAUAUUUUUUCAGUGUCACCUACGGUGUUGGUACGUAUGCACUCUCUUAUCACCUAACGAAUUUUUCAAUCUUACAGUUAACAGUGACUAGUUUCACCUAUCUCAUCCUGGCCUCUUAGACGUCUUUUAAUUUUCAAUCUCCGCGUGACGCCGAAUAGUUGGACCGUCGAUACCGACGAUGUACACCGUGUGUGGGCGCAGGAGCGUCAACGUCAACAGCACCGUCUCCUCCCUCAUCUCUCCCAGUCCGGUGUCAUCGCGAAGUCCGUAAAACCGGAGGUGGCCCUAUCAAAUUUCAAACUUCACUGAAACACGGGGCGCUCCCCUUCGGGGCACAAUAUUGGUCAUUAAAGAGCACAGGACUAUGUCCAGCGAUGUGUAAGGCGGCAUUUUUAUGGGUCGCAUAGUUUGCCGUCUGGUCGCUGCCGACAGUCGUUCCACUGACUGCCACUAGUGAAUAUAUCGGGUAACUCGCAGCUAGGCUAACAUAAAGGCCCCGUCUUAUUGAGAUUACUGUCGUCCGUUUCGGGCUUCCCAACUUGGGGAUAGGAUGGGUGUGAGCGCAUGCUGUUCGCUUACCCAUUACAACCGGCCACACGGGAGUUGCGCUGGGUCAACAUGGAUGUCAGAUAUGGGUACAGCAUGAGUUACUGAGGAUGCGCACCCCCAACAAAUUCCCUACAUGGGGGUGAGGUGUCAUGACCGGAUGCAGGCUCUCCCCGCAUCAACCACCUACGCCCGAUUCCACCUCCGGUCUUACUGACCCCGUCUUGACACCGGGCUCAGAGAGGUGGCGGAGGAGAGAGUGCAGUGGAUGCAGCGCAGGUCUAGUAUCAUUAUAAGCUAAUUCAUGUGCACGUCACCGUCCCUGCGCUCGCCAUCCUGGGGGAAACACGGUGGACAUCGUCGAUGACGACGCUGGAACUGUCGUUGAUCACUUGUUCAUCGUCUUACUGAGAUUGCUGUCCUCCUCUUCUGGUCUGCCAACUCAGGGAAGAUGCCGUAUGUUUAUUCGUGUGGAGGCAUGCUGUUUGCUACUCCCCAAACAGGUGCCAGAUAAGGGUACGGCACACCUUACUGGGAUGCGCACCCACAACAAAUACUAUACGUGGGGCGUAGUGGCACGCCUAGAUGCAGGUCCACACCGCGCCGACCACCUACGUCAGACCCCGCCUCCGGUUUUAUUGACUCUGCUUUGGCACCGGACUCAGGGUGGAAAGAGGCGGACAGAGUGGAAUAGAUGCAGCACAAAUUUAAUAUCAUUAUAAGCUAAUUCACGUGCCUGCCAUCCUGGGAGUAACACGGUGAACAUAGCCAAUAGAAGAGAAGAGACGAGUUCCAGGCAGAAGUCUUGAAGAAGGAGACACGGUCGCUGGGACAAGAGCUUUUUUAGCCUGACUCUACGGAUUCCUGCUCAAAUACCUCAUCAGAGACCACAGCAGAUACGGGUGAUUCACGCAAAAGGGGCUGCAGUAUUUAUAGGAUGCCGUUGCCAUGCUACCGCAUACCUAUGAACAUUCACGGCUCCCCCUGUACGGGAUCGUCGCAAUUGGUGUGUUAAUUGUUUGAUGGCCGACAUUCGUGUCGUUAAUUGCUGCAAUUUCAUCACGUGCGUUGGAUGUUUGUGUGAUGACUGCUCGACCAUCUGGUGCACCGACCCUGGUGUUGGGAAGAGUGUUCACCUGUGCGCUCCCCGCGUGGCUAAUUACUCCGCCUAGGCGAAGUCCCAGCACGGAGUAUGAAAGGGAAAGUUUAUUGCACUUGUUAAUGGACUGGAGUUCAGUAAACCAUGAUUCAAAUAGCUGCCCGCUCACGCGGUUGUCACCUCUUGCGAGAAUUUCAGCCCUGUCGAAUUUGAAUGUGUGUCCGGAUCUCGUCGAAUGAGCCGCAACUUGAGAACUGGCGUCAUUUCUCCGCACCGCUGCAGCGUAUUCGGUCAUUCUCGUUCGGAUCCGUCUUUCGGUUUCUCCGACGUAGUUGCUUAGUCCGCAACUGCACGAGAUCCGAUAAACGACUCCCGACGUUUCUAGCCGUGCAGCGGGUCCCUCGGUUUCAUUACCAGACGCAUGAUGUUUGCCUCCGUUCUGUGAAUCACCCGUAUCUGAUGUUGUCUCUGACGAUGGGUUCGAGCAGGAAUCCGAAACGUCAGGCUAUAAAGCUCUUGUCCCAGCGAUUGUGUUUCCUUUUUCAAGACGAUGGAUAUCGUCGAUGACGACGCUGAAACUGUCGUUGUUCGCUUGUUCAUCGGUAGCACAUAAUGAAACGACGAACAGGCGACUCUGGAUUCCGACAAAUGGCAGUUAUCAGCUGUUAACUACAACGCACAGCGACCUCUGCUCAUACUCGAGCAGCCUUGAGGGACUGUUUGAUGAAAUCUGAUUCGAUGAUAUUGAUGACCAAUUGCCUGGACUGUCUGUGUCAAACCAUUUUUGCUAUGUCGCGUUCCUGGUCUUUCUCAUGUGUCUGGCAAAUUAACAAGAGGCACAACUAAGCACGAAACGGCCGCUUCAGCCCCUCCUUCGUCUUACCCGCCCACUACUUUGAACACAAUUAUGACUGCCAACUACCAGUUCUGUGUUGAUGGUCAUUUUUUUGUUUCUUCAGGGAAGGCGGCUGUGGAUCGUAUGGCUGCCGAUAUGGCUCACGAACUUCGUACAAAGAAGAAGAACAUUGCGGUACUUGCCCUCUGGCCUGGAUUCGUCAAAACCGAAAAAGUUUUGCAGGCUGUGGAAAAAGGCGACUUUAAAUCUGUGGAUUUAGAAAAAUGGGGUAAAUAUUCCCGUUUGGUGCUUCAAACACUCCGUCCUUCUGUUUUUUGCACAGUUUGUUCCCGAAGUCUAAGGUAGUGCAUUCGUGCUUAUUGCCAUCCUCAUAACCAUCCGUACUGCAGUUUUUAAAGACCUACAUUACCUUCGGCGAUUUUCAUAAUCCCUACCAUUGAAUAGGCUACUCCGCCUGUUUGAUCAAAUUUUGUACAAUUUUAGGGGACCCUCAUUGCAGUCUCGCGGGUUCUACUUGACGCUACAAUUAAUCUAGUAUGUUUGCAAAUAGAAACACCAAAAAGUGACACCGUAGGUUCGCAGUAAUUGUCCAUUGUCAGUCAGUCCUAACACAACCCGAGGCCAUGGGGAGCACACGCCGAACACCGUCUAUAUGUACAGCAACGCACUCCCCUCUGCCAGUGAGUCAUUUGCUCACUGCGAUCGACAGCGUCAACGGUCACUCCGAAACGACAAAACGGACCGUUCAUGCUCGGUCCUGGGGCCAGCAUAGAUCGGUGUACAGCGAUGGCUGGUGACAUAAUGCGGUCUCAUUGGUAUUUUAGUGCUUUGACGUUACGAGUACUUGCCAGCUACCGCCCUGUUAACGUUCUCCCGGGUAGUGCGUGCUUGCGGCAGGACGGGGCGGGACCGACUACGUCUGAUAAAUGAGGCACCCGCACAAAUUAUCCAUCCAGCGUCCUGCGGCCCUUUGUCACGUUUAUCUUGCAAAGCCACUACCUUUGAAACGGGACCCCAACAGACAUAGAGCUCACAUUGUUGUUGGCCUGUCAAGGCUUCUGUCGGUAUUAGCGUGACGCGGCAACGAAAUGUUUGCACGCCGAUCUCAGCAUAGGUCGGUUCUGUGCGUGUAUCUGCACGAAACGCGAUUGUGUUUACGCAGUCGCAUUACUGCAAUGGUGCAAAGACGAACCAGUGCAGGGUUUUUUGAUGGAACAUCUGGCAAGAAUUGUUUGACAGAUUCGCUCACAUCUCGAAACGGACUCCAGUGAUGGGCAAGGCAACGAAAGAGCUUAGAAUGAGACAAUCAAUCUGGUCUUGUCACAAGAAUGGCGCCCACGUCUUCGUAGAACUUGUCCUUCACUUCGUCUGAGCAGGUCGUUGGGGGAAGGUGGCGGAGGGAGAUAGGUGUAGCCGCUGACGAACGUAGAGAAUUUGUCCCCGCGAAGUGGCAGCCUCGUGGUCAAGAGAUGACAUCUGAUUCCCUGCGGCAUGCCAGAACUUCAUUUCACGGCAUCGGUCUUGAUGACGCAUGUGACUCCGGCGUCCCGGAGCUCUGCUCUUGGAUAUCUGUCUUUCAGAAAAUGUGAAUCUACCUCGGAGCAGGCGUCUGGCUGAGAGGUGCGAUGUCCACCUUGUAGCUCGCCUGUUAUCGAGUGAUCGGAGAGUUUUCCUUCCUAUUUUCGUGACUGUAAGAGUGACCCUGUUUACCCUGGCAGGCUGUGCAGAGUAGGGGAGAUUUGGACGGCUGAUUGUGUUUUAUGUUGUAUUUCGAGUGCAUCAUUUGCGUCCAUCGGCCGCAGUAGGUUUGUUGGCAGGGGAUUUACCAACAUUGUAUGUGCACGUUAGUCUUCUCCUUCAGCGGAUAUAUAAGCUGUGGAUCCCAAAAUAGGCCGCUUUGACUGCCACGACCUUGUUGCAGUGAUAAGAAGACGACCUGAAACGAACGGGUCCCCUUCAGGACUACAUGUCAUCCUCCCCGUGGGAUUUUUUGCUUGGGGUGGGGAAGGAGGCGGAAGGAGGUGUAGGGACCACCUGGUGUGGAGACUUGUACAUCCUUGUCUGGUUCAGCCUACUGAUCGACUUCGCAGGACCACAGGCGGGAGCUGUGUUCAAGUAGCAGUAUUCGUCAUGUUCAUUGGCGCCUUUGACAGACAUAUACAGUGAAUUGUUUGCGAGUAUUUACUACGACUGUGGUCGUGACUGCUAUAACUGGCCAAGAUGUAGUCACCUAUAUUAUCUCUAUGACAGUCUCUGUUUUAGUUUGUCUCCGAUUGGCAGGUUAAAAAAUCCAACUGCAUUUACGACUCAAGAAUAAUUGUACGGCUAUGACAGGCGUGCUCCUUUUCAAAAUCUUUACACCUCACUUGGUAACAAUCGGGAGAGGGCACCCAGCAAAUACUGCCGGCCAAAGCAGCGAUCCUGUCGCAACUGUCCGAAGCUAUGCAGCUAUUGACUGAGCUACACACUGGCGACUGUGGUAGGCCCUUGGUCUCUGGAAGUAAGGGUAAAAAUUGAUAAUCCAAGUGUUCGGUCAACGGCGAUCGUAUUGCAAUUGUACGUAGGUAAGCUACUAUAGAAUACUCCUCAUAGGGACUACUGCGGCCGCUUGUCAGCAGCGGAAGCUUAUAUUCAGGUUGUUUAACGUAGAGUGGGUCUACGGCGAUCGUUUUGCAACUGUCUAAAGGGUAUCGUGCCAUAGAUUGAGCCGCAUACAUACAACUGCAAUCAUGCCUCACCUAAGGAAGAAAUGGUCAUAAUGGAUAAGCCAAAGGGCCGGUCCACAGCGAUCGUAUCGUAAGUGUUAGAACGUAUGCUACCAUAGAGUAAGCCGCAUAUCGGCUUCUGCGCUCGCUCUUCAGCUGUGGAAGCUAAUCUCAAGGUGGAUAAACAUAGGAUAGGUCUAAGGCGAUCAUUCUCCAUCUUUCCUAAGCUAUGCUGGUCUAAAGUAAGCCGCAAACGGACUAUUGUCGUCGCUCGUGACCUAUGCAUGCAUAUGUGAAGGAUGGCAAACCAAUGGUCGGUAUACAGCGAUCGUGUCUCAACUCUCCUAAGGUAUGCAAGGGUAGAUUUAGCCACAACCCCACUACUGCUGUCACACUUCAGUCUUGUAAGACCAGAUCAAGGUUGAUUAACCAUGGCUCGGUCUGCAGCGGUCGCAUCUAAACUGUUGGAGACUAUGAAAAUCAAAGUGAGGCAACAUGUGCACUGCAGGUCAGAUAAAAUAGAGGUCGGAUGAAACAACAAAUAUGCAGGACCAUAACCCACUCAAAUAAGUACAACAAGUAUUAUUUAUAGGCAACGGAUAUUUGGGUGCCCUCUCCCGAUUGUUACCCCUCACUUAUACCCAAUAGGUCGACUGGAGGUGAGUCCAGUAUCGAUAAGUUGUGUGUCAAUUCUGUUGCAUCUGUCCUGAAUGAAAGGGAGAAGUCAACACCCUUGGUAUGACCUGGAUGGUGGUCUAGGCUGUCUCCGAAAGCAACUCGAAAUCCUGUGAAAAUUAUGCCUUUCAUUAUUAUGUCUCUCUUAUUCUGCUAAUCGUGAGCUUUCCUCAUGGUUAUGGUGAUCAGGGUAACCCCAUUGCCCAAGCUGCUCCUGAUGCGGGGCCGAAACUCGAGUUGGCUCCUUAGCAGGGUCAGAGUGGAUCUGAAUGCAGUGCUGCACGCGAUGCAACGCUGUCUCCCCAACUACCCUUCCCCUAUUCUCAUUCAUUUGACAAAUUUCUGAAGUGGAUCGGGAAAUGAUGCACCGGUACAUAUCGAGACUACUGAUGGUGUGGUAGUAACGCUUGUUCUGAUCCUCUACCUUUAUUGCCACUUCCUAUUCUUAGGCGAAUCACCCGAGCUGACGGGUCUUGUUAUCGCGCACCUGCUGGCCGAGCCAAAGGAGAAGUUGCUCGCACGAUCCGGUCGCGUUGUCCUCGUGGCGGACACUGCACUGGAGAUGGGCAUCCGUGACAUUAAUGGCAAAUGGCCCGUUAGCCUGCGCUCUUUGCCUUUUCACCUGGAGGUUGCCGGCCGGACUGGCCUCUCCCGUUAUGUGCCCGAAUUUGUGCGUCUGCCGUACACAGUCCUCAAUUGGUUCGGCUCCAAGUUCUAGCCGUCGUAGCCAGCGUUCUAGAUGACGCAUUACCUCUCCCGUUACUGCUCUGUACUAGACCGCAUGUUGUUACGCCCAUGAUUGUGUUCUGUGCUCGUCAAACGGUUUGUAUUUCUGCUUCUCGAACAUUAUAUUGUCCGCCUGCUUAGCAUGCCAUCGCGGUUUCCCCACCGCAUUUUAAUUUCCGUGCCUUUUCUAUCUGCCUGGGAAACAGGAUUGGUCAAAGCCUAUGGUUCUCGUUUAGUUACGCCCAUCGGAGUGCAACUAAGACUAAAUUCUGCUGCAUUUACGUGGGGGACGAACGAACGUUGACUUGCCCACAUUUAUCGGCCGGAGUUUAGUUUAUGUCAUCAUACAUAACGGUAAUGCUCGGUGCGAUCGCAUAACGGGAUAUACUCCAGCCAACUACAGUAAAUAAGAUUCCAAAUUUGAUCCAAUGACAUAACGAAUCCUCUCGUUUUUACUGGAGGGGUACAUUUAAUUGGAUGAGUAAAAGGUUUUGAAAUGUUAGAACGAGAGUCGAACGAUCAGGCAGUCAUCGCAGCAACUAAGACCAUCCGCGAUGUAUGCGUGAGUCGCCGAUUGUACUUGCAAAGUAAGCGCAUUCGAUAAGUACUGCGUCCCCUGUGCAUCACUGACUCUUAUCUUUUGCUGUAUUUAAGGAUGGAUUUGGGUGCGAAUUCAAAAUGUCAGGCGAACAAAAUCACUGUUUUAGGUAUCAGGUCCCACUUUUCUUCCGUUUUCCCCCGGUAAUAGACAAAUCUAGGCAUAAGGAUUAACCAAUGAUGCGUCCCAGACGGCCACACUUCAGGACCGACAAACAAAAGGGCUAUUCCUCACGUCUGAAAUACAAGCAGACCGACAGAGACGUUCAUCUAGCCGAGGUAGAUAGAGCCACAAAAUGUGCAUAGUUUGGGCUAAGCGGACUCAAAACUACCGCCGCACAUGGAGGGCUGUUUUGGCAAUCCUAGACGUGGGCAUUCACUGCUGGUAAUCCCAUCACAAUCUUCUUUACAUGCUCGGGUUGUCGACCGGUGUAUGGUAGUGGGGAGGGAGAGUGAGGAUUACAAAUACUUAAUGAUUCAAAAUACUGACAACAAAAGUAAAAGCUCAAAGCCCGGAAACGAGUGCUUCGCCAAUUUUUUACAACUGCAUCACAUUACUGCGAGGUGUUCGGCCCAUGCGGUGAACCUCCACCUGCUGGGAAUGUUUUUGGAGCAGUAGCCAAUUCAGUUUACUGUACGGACGUUUCGGUCUCCCACUCAACCACAUCAUCCGAGACAGUCGUGAUACGGGUAAUAGAAGCACACAGGGCACAACAUCCAUAAUAUAUCGUUGGCAUGCGACCGCAUACAUAUCAUUUGCAGCGCCUGCGUUCAACGCUUGGGGUCGUAUUUGAUGCAAUGAUGGCUUGUUCGUCCGCAUCCGAGCUGUUGAUCACCACGAUUUCAUCACCGUUGGUGAUUUUCGGCACGAUGACCACCCGCGCCCGCUCCUGAUUCGCCCGGUGAAGGCCGCAACUCAAAAUAUGGUGCCGGAGGUCAUUGCGCUUGUCGCUCGACUGCGGACGGAGGACACUGACUGAUGCUCAUGCGGUUAUCACCUUUUGCGACAAUUCCGGCCUCGUCAGAUAUGAAGAUGUGGCCGAGUUCAUUCGAAUUCGCCCCGACCCGUGACCCAGCGUUCUUUCUCCUCACCGCUGUUGCCUGCAGACACAUCUGUGUUCGAAGUAAUCCUCCAGUUUCUCCGACGUAAUUACUUUGUCAGCAACUGAACCAGAUGCGAAAAAACAGCUUCAGACGUUUGCUGACGUGGCAGUGGGUCUUUCGGACUCAUGACGUGUAGUCCGAUGGUCGCUUUUGGUCUGUGUGCAACCCCAAAUCCAAAUUAUGUGAGAAGGCAGCUGACGGCUUCCGAGAGUACAUAACGCACAGGAGAGCUCGCGAAAGUCUUGAACCGGUAGGAUUGGGUUUCUUAUUUUGUUAGCGCAUUCGUUGGUUGACGAAGUUGCGCUUUAAGUACUUACCGAAGACAUUUAAGUCUAGCAACCUUGUCUUUCUAUGCAUUUAAAAGAGUCUCAAGCUAACGGUAUAGCGUUUGUGGCUGAUAAUUGAGGAAUUCCAAAACGACGGACAAAAAGACUUCUUGUUCUAUCGAUUGAAUCAUCUUUCUCUGAACUGCCUCCUGGGACUUCCCGAUUCACUUCUAUCGGCUUUCUGAACUGUGCUCGCCUGCGGUUAAUCACAGAAGGAACAGUGUUGUUUGGCUAAUACCAAGUUUCAGACAGUUCCAACAUCGAAUUGACCGGGAGCAGAAUGACGGACAGAAAGGUGUGAAUAAUCGGUCACACCGGCGACCACGCGAGUGAAUUGUCACAAAAUUUACUGAGGGUGAAUCAUGAACAGAUACGUGCUCGGCUCUCUCGUGAGGUCAUAUGCACGAAUUAACAAGGUGCCCGACCAGUUCCCGUAUCUGAUUAUUCAGGUUUGUAAAAUGAAUGAGGCAACCAUCUCAAGUCUACCACCAGCUCCUACCGACGUCCGCCUGAUGACUUAACCUCUAUGUUCGAAGUGAUGUAAUGUAGAAAUGCUAUCCUUCAGUACAUAUUUCAUUUGGCGACGGGCUGGUUUUUCUAGCUUAAAUACUCAUAGUCUGCACUUGAUAUUCCCGCCCUAGUCGCGUUUUCUCCUGCGGACAAACAGCCCUUGAAGCCAACCUGCUUCGGUGCACACUUUGCCGUCUGGACAUAUACGUCUCUUACGGUUUAUCCUCUGGUGGAACGCUCCAAAAGUACUUAACCAUGACCAUGGCUUUCGAUAUGCAGAUUUGAUUUUAAGACCUUCUCUUUGCUCCGCAGUCGUUCUUCGGAGACAGUACGAGCUCGGACUUUGACAGGACAAGGCGUCUGCUACCAUGACUAAUUAGGAUUGACAAAAUGUGAGUCCUUGGCUUAACUGACGGUCCUCAAGUAAGCUCUGCGAUAAUCCAGACACAUGCUCACAUUUCAAGUGGUUUUCGCCGAGACUUGAAAUAUGGUGUGAACUCGAAAUUACUAUCGAAUCAGCUACUCAUUCUCUGAAAUGCCACAUCUUAAAUUAACGUACACGGCUAGAAUGCCUCAAUGGCAUGGAACAAUUGGAAAUUACACCACCUCUAUUAGUCACAUACUACCGGAUAUUUACGUCUUUGCAUCCGACCAAAGAUACGGAUUUACAUGCAGUUGCUGUGGUGGUCAUUAUAUGAUCGCAGUGACCACUGUGUUAGAGCCCAAAAUAUCUUCUGGAGCCAAAUGCCCUUAUGAUCUACUGCUAUUUCAAGCUGGUGCUUGUCGAAUUUAGAAUGUUCUACUUUAAAAACGAGACUGAAAAUUGCUGCAUGAUUCAAUGCAUUCGUUCGUGUUUGCCCGAGCGGCGUUUUGGCAUUUAUUCGGCAUACGAAGAUGCACUUUCGCAUCGAAAACUCCAGAAAUAACAACACGCUGCGUUGCGCAAAAGCUAGUCAAUUCCAUCGAUCCGACAGGACACGGCUGUAACUCGAAAGAAAUUCCAGGGUCCUCUCCUGCGCGUACUGUCGACGAAGGUUUUAGGGUUAAUCGAAAGCCAUGUGUUGCUAGUUGUCGCGUUCACAAACAGAAGGCUAGUUUGACAUGGUCGAUCCUCCCUUGCACAGAAUGCGGAAGGAUGUCAGCCGGCCGGAAGUGCAAUUUCCUGCGCCUCUCCCGCGCAUCCUAAACCUGUAUCGGUUAGGUUGUGCGGUUGGUGCCUGAACAGCGUGAUAUCUGCGGAUGAAUUGAUUGGUCUGGGCGAUCGUGGGGCAAACGAUGCAAGUGGGUAACAACCCGAGCGUUAGGAAUGCAAAUGCGUCUGUUGCCCAGACCGGAUGAAUGCGUUUUUGUAAUGUAAACAUGAGGUGACAGUUAUUCAGUGAAAAGAACCAAAAACACGUGACUCCUUCACGGCUACAUCUCAACGUGCUUUGUUGGAGCAAAGACUGCAUAGGAGCAGAAGAAUAUCAUUAAACAUGACAGACAGUCCUAAGUUAGGAUAUGCAUCAUGAAAUUCAGCCUACGCAGUAAGUAAUCCCUUAACCCCACUGAGUAAUGCAGUACGUGACCUAUCUCAUGAAAGCUGGUGACAGAAUCUGAUAUGAGAAUUUAGGACGGUUUAACCGUUGCGCAUUUUGCUUUCACGCUCAGUUACCUAAACGAAAUGUCCUCAUCUUGUGCAGAAAUUGUGUCCACGUAAUUUUUUCAAGCAAAAUGUUCAUAAAUUUGAUCGAAAAUGGACGUCGCAGUAUACUCGGGCAUUUUCAUAUGCUAAUGCCUGUUAUGGACUUCGGUUGUCCAUCCGAGCGGGUUUUUCCUUUGAAGGAGAGUAAUUUACUCCAUAGAGUUUUAAUAAACAAAGGUUGUUGGACUUGAAAUCGAUUUUUUGUCUUUUGGUAAUCGUGGUAAUCAAAUUCCUAAAACAAAGGUUAUUUUUCGAGAACCGGAUGUUUUAUCGAUUUACAGAAUUCCGAUAAUCAGAUCUGGGCGAUUUUGUGCCCUAAAGUUCAGUAAAAUUGUUUUGCCGUUAGGAAAAUUCUACGUGUUGCCAAAGAAACGACCACUACCGAACUGUCAUUUUCAGGUUUGAGCACAUUUUGUGCAGUCAGAAAUGGGACGAACAAAACGUUAACGUCUUCAACAAAAUAUAAAGAUUAUAUAUGGCCACUCUGCCGUGCAUUCACAAUUGUAUAACGGAGUCUAAAGUUAGGCGAGAACAAUUCAAAUGGCCGCAAUGCAAAGACAAAGGCGUGUUCUUGUGUUUGAGGUCGAAAAACCUCAGUAUUUUUUAGCAUAGGUAAAGAGUCAGCGGAAAGUGCCAAUUUGUUUCUUGGCCUCACUCUGUAAAAAAUUAAAGUACUCAGACAUCCGUCGAUGGAAUGCAGUAUCAAAGCACUCCUUACAGAGGUAAUUUAUUAGAGAGUUUUCUGAUUGAUGUAAGGCAUGUUCACUGUUGACUUUCGUUGUGAGCGUCAGUUUUGUCCGACGAUGAGGGUUCCUGUUUGCGUGAGUCUUCAAAUGUGACCUAAAUGACGUUCUAAAUGAAAAUGAAAGCCCAAACGCUCGCCUGCUCGGUAAAUGCCUCAAAGAAGUACCUUUUUUUAAAUUUCUUAACAGACACAUAAUAAAUAAUCUGUCCUUACUGGCGAUCGGAUAAAAACACUGAAAAUCGUGAAGUGUUCAUCGAUACUUCAAGACCGACCUGAAAAUCAACGAAAUCCUGAACGAACGAAAAGUGCAAAUUAAUUUAACGGUCGGUGGAAGUUUUGUUCAUCAUCGUCUCCUGCUUCGUAUUAAAGCCGUCCGCAGGUACGAAAUAUGCUUAUUCUGUUCACUGUCGGUUGGAUCGGACGUUUCCGUGGUAACCACUGGACGAUGCACGUGAAAUCGAUCAUUGCCCCGACUAUCGUAGUAGCAACUUAACGAGUGUGUGCGAUGGGCCUCGUCUCGACAUCAAGCGAAUCGCUCAGCCGACGGUGCACACGAGAAUAAGGCUUAAAUUCGAUUGCGAAAAAUGACAACGGAGACUGGAGUGGUCAUUUCUGGCUAGUCAGCCGUCGUCAGUCAGCCAUACCCAACCACGAGGUGUGCCACCACCGAGGAGCGGACCCGUGACCUGUUGGUUAGAAGUUCAUCAUCCGAAACACUGGACCACGGGCUCAUCGUCCUGUCGGUUGCGGCCGAGAAUGUCAACAUUGGAAUUUCGGGGCGUCCUUAUCAGUAGCUGUUUCACGCUGGUUUCGUGAAAUUUAACCAGCUCCUUCGCUAUUACAUCAGCUUCAGCUGCUAAACACACACGAAAUUAGAAGAAGAAGAAGAAGAAGAAAAUUAUGAUGAUGAUGGUGGUGGUGAUGAUGAUGAUAAUGAUGAUGGUGAUGACGACGACGACGAUGAUGAUGAUGAUGAUGAUGAUGAUGAGGAGGAGGAUGAGGAUGAGGAUGAUGAUGAUGAUGAUGAUGAUGCAACCACUGGAACAAGAAUUUUAUUGGUCUGA
This is a messenger RNA of Spirometra erinaceieuropaei, 25712 nucleotides long. The record is from the annotation of a GenBank genome assembly. NCBI's taxonomy places the organism in Eukaryota, Metazoa, Platyhelminthes, Cestoda, Diphyllobothriidea, Diphyllobothriidae.